Acanthoscelides obtectus is the source of this 4944-nucleotide messenger RNA. The record is from the annotation of a GenBank genome assembly. Lineage: Eukaryota; Metazoa; Arthropoda; Insecta; Coleoptera; Chrysomelidae.
AGAGCGUGUACCAAAGCGGUAACCUCGACGAUCGCUACAGCCCCAGAUUCCGUUUUUCGAAUUCGACUUUCCGUAUCACGGGCUUUAUACUUCGGUGCGUGCGAUAAAACAUUAUUUUUUAUAUUGAUUGAAAUUGGUUCAUGUGUGCUUUUUAGUGAGUUUCCUUGGAUUAGGCCGGAUAUUUAUUGUUUUGGAAAAAUGCCGCACUAGCCAUCCACCAGUCGUCUUCAGCAGCCAUGACGCAACACUGGACAUUCUACAUCUUAUUUUCAACUUUUUUGCUCAAAUCCCUCAGCAACGGCGCUGAAGAUUUAUUAGAUCAGUACGUGAAACACGUCGAGAAUGUAAACAGGAUCACGUUAGAGCCCCACGUCAAUCUCGGACAUAAAAAAGUCACUCCGCUUAGGACGAGUUACUAUCGUAGGAGCCUGAAAUCAGUCCAAGAUGAUGCGGACAGGAUAAAUGAGCAAGAUACGACGCCUAUGUUAAAACUUAGUGAGACUAACAGUACCGGACUUACCCAACAACACAGAGAUGACUUACAAGUGCAGCAUGUAAAAAACAAAACACACAAACAGAGUGGACAAAGUACACAAGAAUCUAACGCAGAAGUCACAAUGACAAGUACCUCAAACCUAGAUGUGUCUAAUAGUUCUACACGUGUCCAAAAAGGUGAAGAGCCUGGAGGUCAGCCAGUAAGAAACAAACAGAAACAUAAAAGUGUUCAUAGGAAAACUUCUAAGCAAGAAAGUAAGAGAGCAGGUGAACAAGUCACAGUGCCAAAUGCGUUGAACGCCAUUGAAAGUAACAGGUCUGUACUUUCUCGAAAACACGAAGAGCAGGAACGACAGGAAAAUAAAAACAAAACUCAUAAUCAUAGAAAUGGCUCAAAGAAAGGUUUGAAGCAGCAGUUUAGAGCGACAGAUACACAUAAGAAGAGUUCCAGUGAAACUAAACAUGUACCUCAACAGAAAACAUCACAUAAUCACAAAAAAGGGAAAAAACAUGAAGCCAGUGGUAAGGGCAGGCCAGAGAUCCAAGAGGAAUCUGAACUGAUACCGAUGAGACUCGAUAAUUUUGAAAAUGCGAAUCGUAAACAAGGUGGCAAACAUAAAAAAGGGGAAACGAAGAAUAUAACAAAUAGAAAACACCAACAACCUUCACCAACAGACUUGAACCUCAAUGCUCAAAACAGAUCUGGACUUAUUCUAAGAUCAAGAAAUAAGAAGAAGCUUUCAAAAGAAAAAGUAAAACCCGACGAAGAUCACGUAAAUGAUGAAUCUAAAUCUAGAUUACAUUCUAACCUUCAAAGCAGCGAAAAUUUUCACAAACACAAAAAAGUGUCUGACCGUAAACAACAAAUCAGCAACACCGACGACAGCGCUUUACUAUUAUCUUCAGUUUCUCCAUCACAAAAUCGCAAGGAUGGCUCAAAACAACGAGGAAAGCAUACACGGAAACACAGCUCAAGACACAGAGCUCGAAGAUCAGUAUUUAAAGAAGAUUUGAGUGAUAGAGGUCGAAGAGAUGUGGGUAGUGAUAUUUUGUGGACUCAUUCUGAGACUCUCGAUAAAGGAGGAUUGGUCGUGUUGAAAUGGCAGCCUAGGCAUCAGGAAAUAUUGUUCAGAGUGGAGGCAAGAACUAAAGGAUACGUUGCUGUAGGGUUCAGCCCGGAUGGCAAGAUGGAGAACGCUGACAUGGUGAUGGGGUGGGUCGAUGACAGGCAAGGCCAGGCGUACUUAUUGGACUGUCAUGGGGUGCCGAAAAGCCAAGGUAAUGCACCCGUCAAGGACGAGAUAGACAAUUACACAUUGAUGAGAGGAAUGCAGAAUGGUACUCACACUAUCAUUGAAUUCCGAAGAGUACUCGACACUUGCGAUCCUCACGAUUAUGUACUAUCGGGUGAUACGGUUAGGGUCAUAUGGGCUCUCCACGAUUCCGAUCCACCCAGAGGAGCCGAAUUUGUGUAUCAUGAGAACAAAAGAGGAUCUCAAAGCAUACAUCUCAUGGGUCCCCCUCCUGUUCCAAAAAUGCCAGCUGGACAUUACAGGCAUUGGGACAUUGCUUUCGAAAAUCUGAAAAUUCCUUCAACAUCUCCUACAUCCUACUGGUGCAAAGUUUUCAAAGCUCCAACAUUAGCCCGAAAACAUCACAUAGUGGGCUUUGAGCCCAUCCUGCCAGACAAAAGAUCGUCUGGAGCAUACGCGGCACACCACAUGAUCGUUCACGAAUGCCUACUGGAUGAUGAUGAGGACAUAAUGGUCUGGGAGGAAUACGCGAAAGAGAAAGGAAGACAGUGCUUCGUUGACAUGCCUGUUAAGUGGGAGAGGUGUCUUACACCUUUGGUCGCGUGGGCUAUCGGAUCCAAGGGCGAAAACUUCCCCCAACACGUGGGUCUCCCACUCGCGGGCUCCAAACGAUCAUACUACAUGGUGGAGGCUCAUUUCGACAACCCCACAGGGAAUACUCUAACAGGCACCUGGGGACUCAGACUGCACUACACGGGAGAGCUGAGAAAAAACGAGGGAGGCAUGAUGAUGGCCGGUGUGGUGCCUUCAACCCUACACUUUGUUCCGCCGUUUCAAAAGGAAUAUCGUACGGCCGGGUACUGCAGCAUAGGUUGUACCAGAGAGAUAAUUCCUAAAUCUGGGAUAAAUAUCGUGUCGGUGAUGCUGCAUUCACAUCUAGCAGCAAGAAAGCUCAAGCUGCGUCACAUAAGAGGGGAUAAGGAAUUGUCACCACUUGCAGAGGACGGCCGGUACGAUUUCAACUACCAACAAUCCCGCCGCCUAUCCCAGGACAUCCCAGUACUUCCUGGCGACGGUCUGAUCACCGAAUGCACGUACAACACCGAAGACCGUUCUGCCCCCACCGUGGGAGGGUACUCCACCAAGGAAGAGAUGUGUCUGGCCUUCAUCCUGCACUACCCCCGUACUGAGCUGGCAGGGUGCUACUCCAUGCCGCCUGUCAAGUACUUCUUUGAGGCGCUUGGUAUCAGGGAAUUCUACGGGAAGGACAUGAGUGAUAUCGAGAAGGCUUUCUUGGAAGGAAGUGUGGAGACAGAAUCAUUGCCAACAACAACGCCAAAACUUUUCGAGACGAAGCCAGGCGAUGAGUUGUCCCCAGAGGCCAAUCAAAAGGCGAUACUAGCUUUACAACAGGCAAAGGAUUACAGUAUCGUUGGACAAAUUUCGUCACCCAAAAAGAUUUUUGACAGACUGGUUAUCAAAGAACCUCAAGAGUUCAGGAACAUGUCUUUGACUCAACACCUCCAUCGCAUGCCUUACAAUGACAGUAGUUUCACGACGAAGAUGGAAGAAUAUUUCUACAAAGGGCUGCAUUUGACGUUUUGCAGGAAACGAGAUGAUAGCUUGGCUAUAAAGGAAAAUAUAGAAAGUCUACCCAACUUCCAACAAUACGAGAAUAAGCCAGGUGUGGUAUGUAGCCAUAAAGCAAGGUCACAAUUUGGACUCACAUCUUCCUCGGUUCAGCCAAUGGUUACAAGGACGAUAUAUCAUACUCUGAUAGUUUUGACAAUUUUUAGGAUCUUUUCUUAACUUUAACACACAGAAUUGAAUUCAACAAGACAUUCUAAAAUUUCACUCAUUUACUGUCGUAAGAUUUCGUAUGUAGGUACAUGCUCAUACAUACUUGGACUGAGAGGUAGUAAGUAUCUUGCUCGCGUAAGAAGGAUUUGGUUAUGUACACGACUUGUGUAUGGCGACAAUAUCGCUUUUCAUAAUGAUAUAUGAAUGUCUCCGUUUGACCUCAGUUAAAAAAGAAAAACCCUUAUAUCCAACGUAGUCGAGUUUACUCUUGCGCGUGACAAACCUCAUUUAUAAAUCGGUCCUGUAAAAUUCUCGUUCUUCAAAGAAUCCAUUUGCGGCUGCAAAACUAGCCAGAUUUGACAAAGCAGCAAGAAUAAACGAUUUCCAGAGAACUAAAAUUAUUUGAAACUUAAUGAGGUAAAUAUCGAGAACAAAUAUUUUUUGUUCGCCAUAUUUACGACUAUUCAGUUUUGACACUUAUUCUAGCCUCUAGAUCUAAAGGAGACUCUAAACUAACAGUAUUUUCAUUGCAACAUGUCUAUAAUAAUGGCAAUUAUGGCCAUCAAGACCAUAUUGCAGCAUAUGCCCCGGCUAGUGUUCGUAAAAUGUAGACAAUUGCCAGAAUUUUUGAUCAGACGGGCUUCAAAUUCACUCAAGAAGAUUAUCAUUAUAAUACAUUAAUGCCAUUAAUAUAUGCUCGUAAAGAUAUAACGGAAAAGUCAAACUUGUGUAGCUAUGUAGCUGGGCCGUAUUAAUAAUUUUACCGAAUCAGUGUUGCAUGAUCCUGCUGCUGUUACCGGCAAAGGUGACACUCUACUGGGACUAAAUAACGCAGUACAAAUAGUGCCCGUUUAGAAGCGCUUUAAAAGAAAGAGAUUUCUCUAGAUUUGCAACACAGAAGUCGUAGAAGUCUAUUAGUAAUCAGUUACUCGUGAAGAUAUGUAGGUAUAUCAUUAAGGAGUAUAUAUCAUCAAUCAAUGUACAUAAGACUGUUCAUUUUUGUCCAUAUUUAUUUCUAAUUAGGAUAUUUUAGAUUUAGUUUUAUCGUAUAGAUUGCGUUAAUGACAUGAAAAGUUUAUUUUGUUGGCGCUCAAAUCGAUAUUAUCCAUUUUAGUAAGAAUUUUUGAAAGUCCUCUGAACAUAACUUUGACAACCCCAUCCCCAUCUUUGUAUAAUUUAUUUAUUUAUUUUGUUUUGUUUCAUGAUUGUUUCUAUUUAUAUUUGAUUUAUGUAAAUAAGUAGAAUUAGUUGUAUAUAACAGUGACAUUACCAAAUAAUUAGUGACAUAUGUUUUGUUAGUUGUAAUAUAUACAUGCUGUGAAUCAUAUAAUUAGAUCGCUUUUACACUAAGUGAAGAAAGUCAAUUUUGUACUUAAUAAUAUAUUUAUUCUCGCAG